AUGUCGAAGCCAUCAAUUGCAGCUGAUGCCGUGUUAGUCAAGUCCGAGCCCGUGCCAGAUGAUUUUGUCGAAGUUAGUGGAAUUGAUUACACUAAAGAUUCGGCUUACAAUAUGCUGGCGCUGGAUCUCAUUUCCCUGAUGCGCAAUAUGGGAUUUCAGGCCCUGGCGUUAUCUCAGGCAUGCUCGAUCAUCGAUGAGAUGACUAGUUGGAAGGGGGUCCACCGUGACACGCUCGAGGAGCACAAACAGAAAGGAACCUUCGAUGAUGAGGGAUAUCAACGCACUACAAUUUUCAUGGGCUUCACCUCUAAUCUCAUUUCGCUGGGCUUGAGAGACACUUUGCGUUACCUUGUCCAGCACAAAAAGGUUCUGGCUAUCGUAGCUUCCGCUGGGGGUGUUGAAGAAGACUUGAUCAAAUGUUUAGCGCCUACGUACAUGGGCGAUUUCACUCUCCCCGGCAAAGGUCUUAGAGACAAAGGGAUGAAUAGAAUCGGGAAUUUGUUGGUUCCAAAUGACAACUACUGCAAAUUUGAAGAGUGGAUUGUCCCCAUCUUAGAUAAGUGCCUAGAAGAGCAACAAGAAGCUCUUCAGAAGUUGGGCAACGAUGCUCUUGACUACAACUCUGACGCUUGCUGGACCCCUUCAAAAUUAAUUGCUCGUCUCGGUAAGGAAAUUAACGAUGAGUCGUCGGUCUUGUAUUGGGCUUACAAAAAUGAUAUCCCCAUCUUUUGCCCUGCUUUGACAGAUGGGUCGAUCGGUGACAUGUUAUUCUUCCACACCUUCAAGGCGCUGCCCCACCAGUUGAGAUUGGACAUUGUUGCUGAUAUUCGUCGGAUUAAUUCUAUGAGUAUGGAUGCUUCGCAGGCGGGUAUGCUCAUUCUUGGUGGUGGUCUCAUCAAACACCACAUUUGCAACGCUUGCUUGAUGCGUAAUGGUGCCGACUAUGCCGUAUACAUCAACACGGGCCAAGAAUAUGACGGUUCGGAUGCCGGGGCUCGUCCUGAUGAAGCUGUUAGUUGGGGUAAAAUCAAGGCAGAUGCUAAACUGAUUAAGGUUUAUGCCGAAGCACUGCUUGUUUUACCGUUAAUCGUGGCUGCUACAUUUGCAAAAGAACGUCCCCUGAACUAA
Diutina rugosa is the source of this 1128-nucleotide messenger RNA. Its product is annotated as deoxyhypusine synthase. Gene Ontology annotation, cellular component: cytoplasm. Gene Ontology annotation, molecular function: deoxyhypusine synthase activity. The record is from RefSeq and is a predicted model, not a curated record. The transcript has a single exon. NCBI's taxonomy places the organism in Eukaryota, Fungi, Ascomycota, Pichiomycetes, Serinales, Debaryomycetaceae. The coding region runs from base 1 to 1128 and encodes 375 amino acids. Gene Ontology annotation, biological process: peptidyl-hypusine biosynthetic process.